AUGAGCUUCCAAGAGGACCAUUCGGGACCGUCAAGCUCACGGCCACCUCUUAUCCACCGGAAGUCAAGGCCACGCCCGAGCAGUUCGGGGCCGUGCGAAUACUUCCCGCACCAGCAAGAGGCGGCGCUCGUCCUAAAUGUCCGAAACCUCGCCGAACCUUCCACCCACAGAUUGACGGGCCCAGCAUUCUUAUUUGUACUGUUCGCGUUACUGUACCCGGCCCUAUUGAGUGGGCCAGUAGCCGACCACAUCAAAGAUGACAAUUUCCUCAAGCCAUGCCGAAGCUACUGGUGGACACCCCUGGUGCACAUCUUGAACACUCAGCCCUUGAAAAAAAUGUGUGCAGCCCACAUGUGGUACCUUUCGUGCAGUUUCCAGAUAUACCUUGCGUGUUUCGGAUUCAUCGUGCUGAUGAAAAGGAAGCCCCUGAUUGGAGGAUUGUGCCUGGGGGUCUUAUCCGCAGCAUCAACCGUGGCUGUAGCGGUGCAAGUUUACUCCUACCGCUAUGGCGCUUUCAUCAUGAUGGGAUCCCUGCACAUGGAGAGUAGUUCUGAUCACAUUCGGUUCGUAUACAUGCUGCCUCACCAACACUUGGUCUCUUUCGCCGCGGGUGUAUUCGAAGCGUACGCCAUCGUGAACAAAAAACUGGGCUCGACUGCAAGGGUGCGUGUCACUUUACUGUGGGUCAUCGCUAUCGCGGUUACAACGCUGGUGUGCUUGUUUCCCUACGCGUGGGAUUCAGCUUCGAUUCCGUACGACCCCGUGCUGGCGGCCUUGUAUGCCGCCCUCUAUCCAGUGCUGUGGAGCGUGUCAGUCAGCUGGAUGCUGCACUCGUGCAUCACGGGAACGGCAGGGCUCUUGAACCGGUUCUUGAGCAUGGGAGUGUUCAUUCCACUGGGGAAGCUGAGCUUUUCGCUCUACCUCGUGCAUCCGUACGUUCUGUACACCAAGUUGGCCACCAUGAGGCACUUCAGAGCACUGGACCAAUGGACAAUGCUCUCCGAUGCCAUUGGGCUGCUGUUCCUCAGCUUGUUCUUCGCCUUCAUCUUCUACAUUGUGUGUGAAUGUCCCAUCACCAAUCUUGAUAAGGUGGCAGUGGACGCCAUCUUGAAGAGAAAGAGGCCAGUUACAAGGAACGACGCCCCUCCAGCGAACGUCCGCCCCAACAACAUCGAGUUAGGUGGAUGUGGUACACAGGGCCUUACAAAAAGCUCGAGUCCCUGAAGUACCUAUAUAAGUGUGCAUCAUGCUUCAGAUGCUUUACGUAUUUCUUGCUUGCAUCACACACAUAGAUGGGUUUUUUCAAUCGUUAAGGCAUCUAAAUUCGUACUGCCCCUCCCACCUCGAACUUGUCCACGAAUGGCAAGUUAGGGGUGGGAGGGGGAGCAAGUGCCCCCUUGCAUCUCCGAAACUGACACCUCUUCUCUGUAGCACUUCUUGCAAAUAAUAAGGCGCUGACAAAACGUGGAAUCAACGAAAUGGCAAUAUUGUUAAAAAUUCAGCUCCUUUUACAUUACAGGUUGCAAGCUUACACAUUCUGUGCUUGCGUCUGAGUUGUUUUAUUUGUUUGCACUUACUUGUAAUAUCUAAUUUCUCAGUUGUCUGUCAUCACUUUGCUCCGUUUUGAACAUUAUAUUUGGCCCUGUCUUGAUAUGUUCUUUCUACGUGUUUGAUCAUUUCUGAAGUUGUUUUCUUGGCGGAAUUUUUCGCACCCUCCUCACAGUGCUGAACGGAAUACAAUAAACAAGAAAAAUACAUAGAGCCUACCCUUUUUAUGAGUUCCCAACUACUCGGAUGAUCUGAAGACUUGUCUAAGCGUCAGGGUAAUUUUACUGGUUGUGUAGUAAGGGGCCUUU
This is a messenger RNA of Rhipicephalus sanguineus (brown dog tick), 1856 nucleotides long. Its product is annotated as nose resistant to fluoxetine protein 6. Gene Ontology annotation, molecular function: acyltransferase activity, transferring groups other than amino-acyl groups. The record is from RefSeq and is a predicted model, not a curated record. Bases 1 to 1224 code for a protein of 407 amino acids. NCBI's taxonomy places the organism in Eukaryota, Metazoa, Arthropoda, Arachnida, Ixodida, Ixodidae. The transcript has 8 exons.